UCGCAGGUUUCCCCACACAUUUGUCAGCCUGGCAUCGUCGGGAGCCGUUCGUUACAGUCGGAGGUAAAAAUCUUGAAAUCACAGGCCUAUGGAAAUAGGGAGAGGAAAGAGGGACAUCUGUGAUCGGCUGCGACACGUGCUCCUCUCCUCUCCCCCUCCUCAUAUGAGUAGUUGAAGAGGGAGGGCAGGGCAGCAGCUUGUGCGUCUCCUCGUCUUCCUCCUCUGCCGUCGGAGGCACUGGUUGGUGUGAGCCAUGACUCUGAGCUCAGAGAUGUCCGAUGCCUCCAUCCUUUCGGAAGAGACCGACAUAGACGUGGUGGGCGAAGGGGAGGACGGGGACACCCAGACGCGCUCCUUCGUGGAUGAGGUGGCCCAGAUGCACGACGGCAUCCUCCUGUCCGGCUCUCCUCCUCCGUGCCUGGACAGCUCCGCUUCCUCUAGGGAUACCUACAAGCCGGCGGGCAAGAACACCCUGGUGAAGCCCCCUUACUCCUACAUCGCCUUAAUCACCAUGGCCAUCCUGCAGAGCCCGAAGAAGAGGCUCACCCUCAGCGAGAUCUGCGACUUCAUCAGUAACCGCUUCCCCUACUACAGGGAGAAGUUCCCGGCCUGGCAGAACUCCAUCAGACACAACUUGUCCCUCAAUGACUGCUUCGUCAAGAUACCCAGGGAGCCCGGGAACCCCGGGAAGGGCAACUACUGGACCCUGGACCCGGAGUCGGCUGAUAUGUUUGACAACGGGAGCUUUCUCCGGCGGAGGAAACGCUUCAAGCGGCAGCAGGCUCAGGACCUGCUGCGGGAACACACCAGCUUCCUCCCGGCCGCAGCCGCCGCCGCCGCCGCCUAUGGCUACGGACCGUACGGCUGCGGAGGAUACGGCAUCCAGCUCCAGUCCUACCACACACACUCUGCGCUUUUUGCCUUCCAGCAGCAGUCCAGGCAUUCGCACUCACACACGGGAACCAUUAUCCCCUCUCCGUCCUUGAUGCCCACCACCACGGACUUACCCCGGAGUAGGUUUUACCCCCAGCUCAGCUCCGGUCUGGGGGCGGCCAACGCACCGGCCCCGGCGCACAAGUCCGGCUCUCCGGUGCAGCGCUCCCCCUUCUCCAUAGAGAGUAUCAUCGGGGGGUCGCUGAGCCCCUCUAGGACUUCUCCGGUCGUUGUCCCGGUUUUACCCUCCGCCCUGGGGCCUCCGGGGCCCGGCCAGCCGCAGAGCGUCCACCCCGGAGCCGUUCUACACCCGGUUGAAAACUUUACCAAUAGAGUUGUGAGCGGCACUAGUGGCUGUUAAAUGUCUUACCUACAAACUUUUCAAGACAUAAAAUUAAAAGCAAAGAGCGACAAAAACAAAAAAACGCCCCUCUUUGAAGGUAGGAUUAUUUUUGUAUGUUUAUUUGAUAGCACUCAGCUGAAUGAUGGACAUAAAUCUACACAAUGUGUGCCUAUAUUCAUGCUGUUUUCAAAAAGAUAUAUUUAUGUUCAUUAUUUUCGGUGUGAAUCAGACUUUUGACAAACACGAACUUUCUUUCCUUGUAUUUUCCAUGAAGUGAUUCUUUUUCAGCCACUGUUUAGGGCGUCUCAGGAUAAUAACAACAACUUAAUAAUGGACAGGUUAUAAGUGAUCACAUGUUUUAAAAAAAUAGGCUUAUAAUGUAUUUGUGUCAAACACAUCCAUGUUUUUAUUAGCUUGGCAAAUCAAAACUUUUUUUACGGUUUUGAUUUGGAGUUUGUAUUAAAGACACAGAGAGCAAAGUCAUACAUUUAUAAUAUGCAGUGUGUGUUUAUUUCAGUAAUAAAACAUUGUACAUUUUU
Sphaeramia orbicularis (orbiculate cardinalfish) is the source of this 1815-nucleotide messenger RNA. It is a transcript of the gene foxd1, whose product is annotated as forkhead box D1. Gene Ontology annotation, biological process: cell differentiation; anatomical structure morphogenesis; regulation of transcription by RNA polymerase II. The record is from RefSeq and is a predicted model, not a curated record. The transcript has a single exon. Bases 254 to 1294 code for a protein of 346 amino acids. Lineage: Eukaryota; Metazoa; Chordata; Actinopteri; Kurtiformes; Apogonidae. Gene Ontology annotation, molecular function: RNA polymerase II cis-regulatory region sequence-specific DNA binding; DNA-binding transcription factor activity, RNA polymerase II-specific.